GGGCGUGGCUCGAACGCGGAUAUUCCGUGCGUGCGCUCAGAUCGCUCGGUGCCACCGCGGCCGAGAGGCGACUGGAGUAUGUCAGCCCCGUUUGAGGAGCGCAGUGGGGUGGUUCCGUGCGCAACACCGUGGGGCCAGUGGUACCAGACCUUGGAGGAGGUGUUCAUUGAAGUUCAGGUGCCGCCAGGCACUCGCGCCCAGGAUAUUCAGUGCGGCCUGCAGAGCCGGCAUGUGGCGCUGGCCGUGGGGGGCCGCGAGAUACUCAAGGGCAAACUCUUUGAUUCUACAAUAGCUGAUGAGGGAACGUGGACUCUGGAGGAUCGAAAAAUGGUCCGUAUUGUUCUUACAAAGACAAAGAGAGAUGCGGCAAAUUGUUGGACUUCUCUUCUAGAAUCUGGAUAUGCAGCUGAUCCUUGGGUGCAAGACCAAAUGCAAAGAAAACUUACAUUAGAGAGAUUCCAGAAAGAAAAUCCUGGUUUUGACUUCAGUGGAGCAGAAAUCUCAGGAAACUACAGUAAAGGUGGACCAGAUUUCUCAAAUCUUGAGAAAUAACUGCCAUCUUCUUGCUGCAUUUUGUGGAUCCUAGCAGAUUUGCCAGCUUAAUAAAAUGAACAGAUGAUGUGGUGGAAGAAAAAUGGGAAUGUCUGCAGUUAACAAAUUGCAAAAUAUAUUUAAAUAUGGUUCUAAAAAUUGCAUUCAAAUAUGAGUUACAUAGGAAACAUCUUAAAUACUGUAGGAACUAUUCUGCUGAUAUACGGUAACUUUUUUUUUGGACUUGUUUUUGCUCAGCAUGAAGUUUUAUAUGCUGCAUUUUACUAAUUUCAUAUUUAACCUGUAUUUUUAAUACAAAAAUCUUUAGGGUAUAGAUCAUGUGAAAUGACAGGGUACCAUCAGGGAAAAUUAAGUUUUUCUUUCAAUAAGUGUGAUGCAGGAAUAAUGUUCAAUAAACUUUUCUAAAUAGGAAUUGUGUACCCCUUUGUCUAAGUGUACCAGUUCAUACAAGGAAAAUGUAUUACUGGAAAAAAAUUUUCAGAAAGGAGAAAACAAUCCACAGAUAUAUUCUAAGUUAAUUUUAAGAGCUACUGAAAAUUUCUGAAUUCCUUGAGAGAUGCCUUUAAGUCAAGAAAUUGAAAAAUAGUUUAAAACCUAUCAAUAAGAAUAGAUUAGUGCAAAAGAUAAUUGGUGAAGUGAAUAUGGUUAUUGGGUGAAUCCUUUGUUAGUGACAAAUACAAAUUAUAGUCAAUGGUUAUAAGUCAGUGACAUCAUUUUGAUCUCCAGUGAUCCAGACAUAUAGGUAAGAAUUGUCUUGAAGUUUUACUUCAUCCUUUUUAUGUCCUUUCUAAUUUUAAAUAUUUUAAAGAGUCUUAAAUGUACUGAAAAGUUACAAGUAAAGAACACAGAAUUGUUUUCUCCCUGACUCUUCAGGUUUGUGUGUAAGUUGAUAACUUGAUUCCCCAUCACCUCUGAGUACCUAAGUGUGUAUUUCCUUCGAAGGACAUGCUGCUACAUAGCUACAAUACAAUCAUUAAAAUCAGGAAAGUAGCAUGGACACAUUAUGA
This is a messenger RNA of Lagenorhynchus albirostris (white-beaked dolphin), 1559 nucleotides long. It is a transcript of the gene NUDCD2, whose product is annotated as NudC domain containing 2. The coding region runs from base 79 to 552 and encodes 157 amino acids. NCBI's taxonomy places the organism in Eukaryota, Metazoa, Chordata, Mammalia, Artiodactyla, Delphinidae. The transcript is spliced from 4 exons. Gene Ontology annotation, cellular component: cytoplasm. The record is from RefSeq and is a predicted model, not a curated record. Gene Ontology annotation, biological process: protein folding.